AACCUUGUAACCAAACUAAGCACAAGAGGCAGGUGAUUUGGAAACUGGCGAUAAGAGUCUCCGCUAAUGUUUUUUGCUUUUUCCCGCCAUGGAAAUCGAUUCAGAGAAGAAUCUCCAAAGAAAACAAUCCGUCUACAAUGACCUGGAUGAGAAGUUUAAGAUUCAUAAUGAGACGUAUAAGGGCCAGCAAUACAGCCAGAUAUACUUUGCUCGCCUCCACAUGAUGCGGACUCUGCUGUAUUCUCUUGUUCCGAACUGGAAACCCCAUUUACCCGUUUGUACCGUUUUGGGGCUGGAGGAAGGCAAGGAAUGCAUAAUUGUUGGAACAUUAUACAAGCACAUGAAACUCAAACCUUGCAUUCUUGAUGAGUACUCAAAGGAGAGAUCUGGAACCCCACUUGUUAAGCAUCACAAUUUUAUGCACCCAGAUGAUCAUUUGAUUCUGGAAGAUGAGAGUGGAAGGGUUAAGCUUGGUGGUACUAUGCUUUCACCUUCUGCAUAUGUCACAGGCAUUGUUGUCGCCUUGCAUGGAAAGGAUUCUGGUGCUGGUGACUUCACUGUUCAAGAUGUCCUAGAAGCUGGCCUUCCACCCCAGAUAGAGUUCCCGCUUAAAUCAAAGGAGGACAAAUUUGUCGUUCUUUUUUCGGGGUUGAGCGUUGGAAGCAGCAGAUCUGACCCUCUUGAAUUUCAGCUACUUGUUGAUCAUAUAACUGGACAUCUAGGGGAUGAAAAGGAACAAGGCACUGCAGCACAAAUAGUUCAUGCCGUAAUUGCUGGGAGCUCUUUGGAAAUUCCUGGUGGGCUUAUUAAUGGACAGAAUUUGACUCCAAAAGAUCAGUCCAGGAUGUCUGAGCCUAUUAAAGAGCUAGAUAUCUUGUUGGCACAGAUUGCUGUUGGUGUGCCUUUGGAUAUUAUGCCAGGACCCAAAGACCCAGCAAACUUCUCCUUGCCUCAGCAGCCUUUCAAUAGAUACAUCUUUCCUGGCGCGGCAGCUUAUAACACCUUUAGGGCUUGUACUAAUCCUCAUUGCUUUGAGCUUGAUAAUAUAAGAUUUCUUGGAACAUCAGGCCAAAAUGUUGACGAUCUUGAGAAGUAUUCAGAAGCAAAGGAUAAGCUUGAAUUUAUGGAAAGGACUCUUAGGUGGAGGCAUCUAGCACCAACAGCGCCUAAUACACUGGGAUGCUAUCCUUUUACUGAUAGGGAUCCUUUCCUGAUUGAGAGCUGUCCUCAUGUCUACUUUGUUGGUAAUCAGGAUAAAUUUGCUACAAGCUUAUUGAAGGGAUCAGAAGGGCAGUUGGUGAGACUCAUCUGCAUUCCUAAAUUCUGUGAGACUGGAGUUGCCGUUGUGCUUAACCUUAAAACCCUCGAAUGCCACACACUUAGUUUCGGGACUCAAUUCAGCUCAUAGCAGGGUGUUCUGUCCAGAAUGAAUUGAAGCCAUCGCUUGUCCAAUACCAUGCAGUGAAAUGCAAUGUUUGAUUGUAAAAUUUCUUUAUUUGAAGGCUUCAUUGUUUAAUUUCCCAACCUAAUUUAGUUAGGUAUUAUUAGUUCAAACGAUCAUUAGGCAGCAGUUUCAUUUCAGGUAAUCAGUUUGAUAUAUUUUUAAGGAUCGCGAAUCCGAAUUUACCUGAUUGUUGUUUUAAGUUGUAAUGUAUACAUAAUCUAACAUGCUCUUUUAAGUGUUGGAUUAUAUUUUGAUGAUAAUUCAGGGAAGCUGCUGGAAAACAGUGUUAGGCU
Molecule: messenger RNA, 1737 nt
Organism: Tripterygium wilfordii
Lineage: Eukaryota; Viridiplantae; Streptophyta; Magnoliopsida; Celastrales; Celastraceae
Product: DNA polymerase delta small subunit-like
Exons: 14
Coding region: 89-1408 (439 amino acids)
Biological process (GO): DNA strand elongation involved in DNA replication; DNA replication
Cellular component (GO): delta DNA polymerase complex
Molecular function (GO): DNA binding
Source: RefSeq, a predicted model, not a curated record